Nicotiana attenuata is the source of this 1851-nucleotide messenger RNA. RefSeq lists its product as uncharacterized. The transcript is spliced from 3 exons. Gene Ontology annotation, molecular function: nucleic acid binding. Lineage: Eukaryota; Viridiplantae; Streptophyta; Magnoliopsida; Solanales; Solanaceae. Bases 1 to 1851 code for a protein of 616 amino acids. The record is from RefSeq and is a predicted model, not a curated record.
AUGAGUAACAAGAUGUAUACUGGAAGUUACAAUGGUAGAGGACAAUCUAAUGUCAGUUCAAAUAACUCAAAUGGAAGUCUUAAGCGUAGAAACACAACUGGUAAAUCUGCAGCCCGGUGUGAUUAUUGCAAAUACAAAGGCCACACCAGGGAAAAUUGCUUCAAGCUUCAUGAUUAUCCAUCUGAUUUCAAGAACAAGAGAAGAGGUGGAGCUCCACAUGCUCAAGCCAAUAAUGUUGUUAAUUCUAGUUGUUCAGAGCCACAAGUACAGGGAGAGCAGGUGACAACUACUCCAGCUCCAGCUCAUUUCUUCACUCAGGAACAGUACCAGCAAAUCCUGCACCUGUUGAACAAGGACAAGGAGGUUGAAUCUGCACCCAAUGUUGUUGCUGCAGGGCCAACAGGUACUGCACAUGCUUUUAUGACUAAUCUAGUUCAUAAUAACUGGAUAAUAGACACAGGUGCCACAAACCAUAUGGUUCACAGCUUGAAUUUGCUAGAGACUUAUGAUGAAAUACCUGAGAAUGCUAGGAGUAAGGUUCAUUUACCAACUGAAGAACAUGUGUCUAUCACUCAUGUAGGUAUCUAUUCUUUCUUCAAGAAUAAGAAGGUUCAGAAUAUCCUUCACAUUCCAGAGUUUAAGUACAACCUCCUCUCAGUAUCAAAACUCACAAAGGAACUGAGGUGUCUUGCAGCAUUUUACCCUGACUUUUAUGUCUUUCAGGAACUCUCAAGUGGGAAGGUCUUGGGGAUUGGUAAGGAAGAGUUUGGUUUGUAUAUCCUCAAGGCAGCAAGUGCUCAAUCAACAAGCUUCCUCUUCACUAGUAUCUCUUUCUACUUACUGUUAGGUCAUGAUCCCUUGAAGGUUUUGAGGUCUGUGAAAUCUUUGCAUGACAUGCAUUUUAAACAACAUCACUGGACUGUGUGUCCUGUUGCCAAGCAAUCAAGACUACCAUUUCUUGUUAGCUCCUCUUACUUUAAAUCUGCUUUUGAUAUGGUUCAUGGUGAUGUUUGGGGGCCUUAUAGAAAUGGAACUGUUGAAAGAAAACACAGGUCAAUCUUGGAUAUGGCCAGAGCUCUCAGAUUCCAAGCUCACUUGCCUCCCAGGUUCUGGGGAGAGUGUGUCUCUACUGUAGUUUACCUCCUAAAUAGAUUGCCUAGUACUGUGCUACAAGGGAAAUCUCCCUUUGACAAACUCUUCCAAAGGAGCCCUUCCUUACAACAUCUGAGGGUCUUUGGAAGUUUGUGUUAUGCUACUCAGGUGAGAAAAGGUGAUAUAUUCUGUCCCAGAGCAAUUCCUGUUGUGCACAUGAGCUACUCUUCUUCACAAAAGGGUUACAUCCUCUAUGAUCCGUGCUCCAAAAGGUUUUUUGUUAGUAGGGAAAUUGUCUUCAAGGAAGAAGUGUUCCCAUUCAAGCGCAUGUCCUCAGGUGCAUCACCUCUGUUUCCUGUGCUGGAGCUUGUGGAACAACCUACUCAGUCAUCAGUUGUUCCUAAUGCUACUCCCUCACCAGCAGGAUCUCAUAUUCUCAACAAUGCUGAUGCUGAUGCUCCCAGUUCUACAUCUCUCUCUCCUUUGCCCUCACCAGUGCCUUCUCCUACCUCAGCUUGUGAAUCCUCUGAUCCUUCUGUACCACUCAGGAAGUCUUCAAGAUUAACUAAACCACCUGUGUGGCUAGCUGACUAUGUAGUUCCAUCAAAGAAUUCAGUCUGCUCCUAUCCUAUGAUCAAUAAUGUGGCAUAUGAUAAACUGUCACCUAGUUACAGAUCUUCUUUGACUGGUUUCUCAGCCAUUGUGGAGCCUAAGUCCUUUGCUGAAGCUAGUCAAGACCCAAGUGGAUUGAGGCUAUGA